Messenger RNA from Struthio camelus australis, 6992 nucleotides. It is a transcript of the gene PDHX, whose product is annotated as pyruvate dehydrogenase complex component X. Gene Ontology annotation, biological process: pyruvate decarboxylation to acetyl-CoA. Gene Ontology annotation, molecular function: acyltransferase activity. NCBI's taxonomy places the organism in Eukaryota, Metazoa, Chordata, Aves, Struthioniformes, Struthionidae. Gene Ontology annotation, cellular component: mitochondrion; pyruvate dehydrogenase complex. The record is from RefSeq and is a predicted model, not a curated record.
CUGUGGAAAUGGGAUAGCUUGGCAGGGUGCUGCUUGGCCUAGCCUCUGGAGGUACAAGCACAAGGGCGUUUUGCUGAUUAUCUGGUACGCCUGCUAUUAAGGUGUUCAUGCCUGCACUUUCGCCUACAAUGGAAGAAGGAAACAUUGUGAAAUGGUUAAAAAAGGAAGGUGAAAUGGUGAAUGCUGGAGAUGCUUUGUGUGAAAUUGAAACGGACAAAGCGGUGGUUACGAUGGAAUCAAGUGAUGAUGGCAUAUUGGCUAAAAUACUGGUGGAGGAAGGAAGUAAAAAUGUACGCUUGGGCUCACUAAUCGGUCUACUGGUAGAAGAAGGACAGGACUGGAAGGCGGUUGAAAUACCAGCUGAUGCUGGUGAUUCAUCUUCUCUGGCUCCACCAGCAGCUGCACUUACCUCAACUCCUGCAGGUCCUUCGGUUUCAACUCCUCCUAAGCUAGAACAUCACCCUGGAAAACUGCAGAUUCGCUUAAGUCCUGCAGCUCGCAACAUUCUGGAGACGCAUGGGCUGGAUCCAAGCAAUAUUACUCCUUCUGGGCCCCGAGGAAUCUUCACUAAAGAGGAUGCUCUCAAACUUCUCCAAGAGAAGGAGAAGGGCAAACCCACUGAACUGAAACCUGUGGUUUCUCCAGCCCCUCCCCAGCCUGCUACAGUGCCUUCUACUCCACCAGCAACAGCUGUGACUUCUGCUUAUCCAAGGCCAGCAGUUCCACCAGUCUCCACACCAGGACAACCUGCUCCACUGGGCACGUUCACAGAAAUCCCAGCUAGCAACAUCCGAAGAGUUAUUGCUAAGAGAUUAACAGAGUCUAAAACUACUAUACCUCAUGCAUAUGUUGCUGCUGACUGUGACAUUGAUGCUAUUUUGAAUUUGAGGAAAGAAUUGGCCAAAGAUGACAUUAAAGUAUCUGUAAAUGACUUUAUUAUCAAAGCAACAGCAGUCACUUUGAAGCAAUUGCCAGAUGUCAAUGUAACCUGGGAUGGAGAGGGCCCCAGGCAGCUGCAGUCCAUUGACAUUUCUAUUGCUGUGGCAACAGACCGAGGUCUCAUUACACCAAUCAUAAAAGAUGUUGCUGCCAAGGGAAUACAGGAAAUUGCUGCCUCUGCAAAGGCUCUAGCAAAGAAAGCAAGAGACGGGAAACUGUUACCGGAGGAGUAUCAGGGAGGAUCAUUUAGUAUCUCCAAUCUGGGCAUGUUUGGCAUCAGUGACUUUAUUGCAGUCAUAAACCCUCCACAGGCCUGCAUCUUAGCUGUGGGCCAAGCGAGACCAGAGCUCAAGAUUGUGGAAGAUGAAGAAGGGAAUGAGAAACUUCAGCAGCAUCAACUCAUGACAGUGACUCUGUCAAGUGAUGGUCGGAUGGUAGAUGAUGAACUGGCUUCAAAGUUUCUGGAGACCUUAAAAGCCAACAUAGAGAAUCCGAUACGACUUGCCUUGUGUUAAACUUGGUGAAGAUUGCUUUCUGUUUUGACGACAUUUAGAACUCUGUUACAGGACAAACAACCCCAAGUAUGUAUAGAGAGGAAUAAGUAGUGGCAGAUGGACAGUUUAAAUACUUAAUUUAUUAGAAAUAACCUGAAAAACUGUUAAUUUUCAUCUUUUUGGUCAUUUUGAGCUCUUCGGUUUUAUAUUGUGAAACUAAAAGACUUUUAAAUAUAAGGUUAACUUAUUGAAGUUCUAUAAAUGUUUAGUACUCAUGGCACACGAUGUUUGAAUAGAAUAGUCAAUCUCCUCUAUAAGGGAAAGUUUAAGAACAUUUUAUGAAAUGUAAAAGGGCGCGAGAUGCUUUACUUAAGGACGGCUUUUAAAGUGAGGAGUGCAAGUAUGAUAACUGAGUAAAGUCCCGUUGUGAGUCGUAGUCAAAAUCGAGAUCACGGAGUAGCUAAACUGCAUUGCUGGAGCAGGGAGUUUUUCAGUUUACGAAAGACUUUUCUGAUAUGUUGUACCAUGUGAAUUAGAUUGAAAUAAUACUGAGAUUUUGACAGAGAUUCUACGUAAGAGCAAAGAAGGUAGAAACCAAAAUAAGUUUUAGUCUGGUUUUAUUUGCAUCACAGACUUGACUGUUCUGUAUUUCUGCUUUACUGUGAGCUGCAGUGAGGAGAAUAAGAUUGGGGUGGAGAUAAAUGGGGGAAAGAAAUGGCAGGAAAUUUUGAUAAAGAUUAAAUUAGAUCCUAGACAGAGAAGCAAUGUCUCAAAAUAUUGACAAGUAUCUGACUGAAUCCACAGCUGCAUUCAUAGAAUUAGUUCUCAUUGAAGCAAAUUUAAACUGCAGGCACAUCUAUUUUUUUCCAGUAUUUUAAGAUCAGUGCUUAAUCUAAUGUCCUGUAGAAGGCACAGAGGAGAAAAAAACUUGUCUGAAUAAAUGUGUUCUCUGCAGAGGAUGAAAUUGCAACCUCCUUAAUAUCAGUGUUUGAUAGAACCAAAAUUUAGUGAAAACAGAAUUUAUUGUGUAACAGCUAAUAAUAGAGGUAUUUUAAUUUAGAAAAAAAAAGUAAUUGUCUCCAAAUUUAGAAGUUGCCCCAACUCUCUUUCAAUGCCACAAAACAAAAAAAAAAUUCAGGUGCUCUGAGGUACAUUGUGUAUAACUGAAAACCAAAGUUGAUUGUGCAGACAGUACUAGCUUUGAUCUCUUGAUCUCACAGAGGUUACAGUAUGAAAGGUCAAAUUUUGCACACUGACUCUUUGCGGAAUAAAGCUGUUCUUUGAAUGUAUUAAAAAAAAAAAAAAAAGUACAAAGUUUCAUCACCAGAUGCAUAUUGAAUUGUAACUCUGGAGGCUGCUUAAGAGCAGCAGCCUGAAAUUCAAAUGAACAGAAAUGGCUUUUUUUUUUCCCCUGUAUAUAAAUGUGGAACCAUGCAUUGUAUGUGCUUGUAAGGAAAUAACUGCAUUUAUAGAACCUAGUGAGAAUAUAAAUUGGCACUGGAAUUCUGGGAGUUAGUGUUACUCUGUUUUGUGGUGUUGUUGCUAUUAUUAUUAUUUUAAGUUUCAGAGGACUUUGUUUAUUUCUGCUGCCAUAAUUAAAAUGCUAAUUGCAAGACUAAAUCUGCAGUUAAUACUGACUUGAGAGUUUUCACUAAACUAGUUUUCUUUGGCAUAUUCUGAUAUCGUACAUUUCAUAAACCAUCAGUCUAACAGUAUGGAGAGAAGAAACUUGUGAUUGUGGAAUUUGUUUUACUGUGCAAUUACUGACAUAUCCUUUCUGUAUUUACAGGAGUUUUUCACUGAUGAAUUGUGUUCAAAGUUGGUUGCAUAAGAUUAAUUUGCAGUUUUAAAUUGUCGACCAUGAAUUUUUCCGAAGUUGUCGCACAAUUGCAGAUUACUCCGAAAAGGGGAGAAAAACAACAUAUAUCUUGUCCUUAAUAAUAAUAAUAUAAUACAAAAAGUUCUCAUUUGUUUUUAUAGCUAAAUCUACUCUGCCCAUCAAAAUUCCUACUGUAAUUUAAAAUCCAAUAUACUGUUCAUUUGCUGUUCUUGAUGUUCUCUAGUGUUGCUGUGUGCUCCCCAGCAUUCAGCUGUUUAGUUGGCCACAGUAAAGGGCUACAUGAAUAUUUUUAUAUGCAUAUAUUUAUAUAUAUAUAUACACACAUAUUAUAUAUAUAUAUAUGAAUCAAAUAUAUAGUGCAAGUCAGUAUAUUUUACAAAUUUCUUUUGGGAGCCACUGGAAGGUGCUAUUGUAUGUACGUGUAGAAUAUUUAUCAUUGUGUCUCAUUCAUAUGGGUAUUAAUAUAUCCAUUCUAACUUCCCUAUUCUAUGCAAAUAGAUGAAGGUAAUGCAACUUUGUCUCCAGGUUAAAUAAACCUAAAAAUUUUUAAAUCUAAUUUCUUUACGCCUGCCUGCUUGCCAGCUCAUCACUUGAUAAAAAGAUAGUUGAACAUAUCUGAUUUGUCAAUCAGCCCUUGAAGGACCUCUCUGAAAUUCAAGAACGUUGUGGUAUCAGUCAGCUCCCAAAGAAAUAUCUCUCAUAAUACAGAAUAAUGGUACCAUUCAGCAACAUCUACUACUCUAGCAGAAAUGAGACAAGAAAUAAUUGCUCAUACAGGUUAAAAUAAAACAAUUAAUGUAUUCCUGGAGACCUUUGGGAUUUUGAGAUGAGGGCAAUGGAUAAAAUGACUCAGAAGGCAAACCGUAUAAAAUGGUUGUAGUGGUUACAUUUGAAGCAAAUUUGCUUCAAAUGUAAAAAUUUCACAGAUGAAAAAUAUAGCGUUUCGUGUUUUGUUCCUUAAAAUGUUUGCUGCCAACAUCUUUUUAACAUACCUGAGCAAGAGAUGCAUGAAAGCAUCUAAUUUCUUGAAGAAUUAAAAAAUUGAAAAUAAAAAAUUUGAAGAGUGUGCUAAUGUCUGCUGACAAUAUCUGCCUUUAGGAUUUGUUUGGGGAAAACUACUUUCUUCAUAUAAAUUCUCCUUUGAAGGAGGCAUAGUUAGAAAAAAAGUAGUAAGGGUGGGUAUUUGUUUCAAGUAGACCGUAUGAUCAUGGGCAAGUCGUGAACUUCAUAUGUCACACUUUGACCCUGAAUUAUGCUGUCAGAAUCUGUGACUUUGUUAGAACUUUUUUACUGCAGUAUAAUCCCUUAUGAAAUAGAACCUCUAGAAUUAAAUCUUCUUACGUGUAAUCCCUGAAACAACCUCACUCCUGUGAAGUGAACGGACAGUACUAUUUUCACCUGCUGCUUUGUCCAUAUGUUCAUCUAUGUCCAUACAAAAUAUAAUAGACACUCUCUUUUGUUUCAACUAAUGAUUAAUCCAAUUGAAUACAACAGAAUUUUGAAGUUGAGCAGGAAGACAAAAAUGUGACAAAUGAUAAUGCAAGAAACAAAAUCUGGAAACAAAUUUUUAUUUGUAUACAGUGGUGUUGAAUAGAAAGUUGCAGUGUUUGGUUGCAGUAAAGUGUAUGCGAUUGCAGAGUGAGUUAGGGGAAACUGUAAUUCUGAAUCUUUGGAGCCAAGUGGCUUGUUUGACAUGCAUUUUCUCACAGGUGGUAAUUUAUGCCAGAAAUGAAGGUAAAUAAAGAAAUAGGAUGAGGAUUUAUCACUUAAUAGUCUUUUUUUCCACUUUCUGGAGUACAUCAGGCCAUAGCAAUGGCCAUACCUUUUUCCUCCCUAAAUCCACUGAAAGUGUUGUGUAUUACUGUAAUUUCUUUGAAAGCAGCAGAAACAAAGCGCAGUGUAUGUCAUGGCUGCACAAUGACCCAUGCCAACUGGAUUGACUGAUUGGUGAUUUUGCAGGCUGCUUUCCGUGCCACUCAGAUUAUCGUGGCAGUUCCAGAUACAGCUUAAUCAGAGUAAGAAAAAUAAACUACUUGUAUUACUAACCAAAAAUAGUCAAGAGCACGAGCAGCCACUUGUAGGCUUCGUUUCUGUCACAUAGGCUGUAGAGUUUUAUGGGGAAGAAUUUGGUCUCAGACAGACAAUUUAGUAUCUUUCACAACCACUCCACUCACUAAAGUUCAAGGAUAUGAAAAGCUGUAGCAUGGGACUAAUAGCUUUGCAUAGGAAAAGACCCAGUUAAGAAAUGCGGCAAACAUGACAGACAGCACAGACAGUUAAAAGCUGUAGUGGCUGAAGAGUUGAAAAGUAUCCCAAUAAUGUCUUAGGGCAGAAGGAAACCAUGUUACAAGUAGUCUUCUCGCCAAGCACUUGUCCAUAAGCAAGCAGACAAUACAACACUACAAGAUGUAUAGGUUAUUGAGCUAAUGGCUCGUAUUAUGAUUUUCCAACUCUUUUUUUCUUCUUUAUUUCUAACUAAGUCUCUUGGGCCUGCAUUGUUGGUUGUGAGAUGCCCUCCCCUCCUUUGCUAAAAUGUAAGAGUAUUGCCUUAAGAAAUCAAAGAAAUGUACAUCAUUGACUUUUAUCAAGGGUUGCAAUGUCUGUAUGUUCAAAGCCCUUUUCAAUCUGUUUUCAGACCUUGUGCAAUCCGUACAGCUGCGUAAGCUACAGAAGAGUGCAGGAGAUUAACUGUCAUGAGAGACAAGCUCACUUUUGCUGUUCAGCCAGGCUGCCCUUUUCUUUAAGCCACAAAGCUGUUUGUUGUAGUAGUGCUGGAUCAAGAGCAAGCGUUCUUUGAAACGUGUAGUAGUGUUGGUGUCAUUUGUAGGCUAAAACAGUGCUCCUCUGUCUUACACAGCUGAAUGAUCCUCUAUCGUUUGAAUGCAGGACUGUAAAUUGACAUUGAAUGUUACUGCAAGAGAAGUUCUGUUUUUUAAAAGGGAAAUAUUAGGACUUGGACCACAUAGGGAAUCUGAAUGGACUUGAUUGUAUGGGAGUGAUUUCCGAUAGCGUAGCACAGCACGAGAUCAUUGUUCAUAGGAUCAGGCCACAUAAAAAUUCUCUGUAUUUGCUUGUUUAAUCUGAGCUUAUGCUGAUGAUUGCUUUUACUGUUACGAGGUUGUAAUUUCCUUAUUGCUGUAUUGUACCAAUUAUUUUAGUGGUCUGAAUAACUUCUGUUGCCCUCUCCAUAGGUAAUAUUUCAACAUACGUUCUGUACCAUUUCCAUUUGGUGGAAGGACUGGUUUUCUACCUCUUAUUCAUGGCUGACUUGCUUUAACUGCUCUGAUUCAUGAUUCUUCUUUUAUUUUAUUUUUUUGUGAAAUUAGAGAAGGAUUUUUCAAGGCUUUGAAGUAAAGUUCCCCUUCACUUCUCUUUAUGACGUAUCAUACAACUAAUACAAUUGUAGUAGCUGUCCACCUGAUCUUAAUAUUUUUCUAAGUUUUCCAAUUCAGGAGAGAGGCUUAUUUGGUACCAUUGUGCAGUACACAUCAGAAAUCAGUAGCUAUUGAUUUACUGCACCCUGCAGGUUGCUAAUAAGCAAUGAAUUAUCAAUCAAGAAGUAUCGUAGCACAUAUAAUUUCCUUUUCUCUAAUACCUAUUUGUAGCUGCUAUUUGCAUUUCCUUUUUUAUAUAAAGAAGUGUUGAAUGCUACAUGAAGAGUCACAUAAUGUUAUGUAAGUAUUUGCAUUAAAGUGGAAACAAUAAGGUUGUUCAGUGUA